GCGCAGGGUCCGGCCGCCGCAGCCGCUCGGAGCUUUGGGCAGAGGUGCAGAGCGCGGGCCACGGGCAAGCGGGGGAGCGGGGCAGGCAGCGGCAGCGGCAGCGGCAGCGGCGGGGGAGCCGGCAGCAGCCCCCCGGCGGGCCCCGAACGACGCGGCCGACGCUCCUGCAAACUUGGGCGCGCGCUCGCGCCACGGCGCCCGCGGCCCGAGCGAUGAAGAUGGUCGCGCCCUGGACGCGGUUCUACUCCAACAGCUGCUGCCUGUGCUGCCAUGUCCGCACCGGCACCAUCCUGCUGGGCGUCUGGUACCUGAUUAUCAACGCUGUGGUACUGCUGAUUCUGUUGAGCGCCCUGGCUGACCCAGACCAGUAUCACUUUUCAAGUUCUGAGCUAGGAGGUGACUUUGAGUUCAUGGAUGAUGCCAACAUGUGCAUUGCGAUUGCAAUUUCUCUUCUCAUGAUCCUGAUUUGUGCAAUGGCUACUUACGGAGCAUACAAGCAACGCGCUGCCUGGAUCAUCCCGUUCUUCUGUUACCAGAUCUUUGAUUUCGCCCUCAACACCUUGGUUGCCAUCACUGUGCUUGUGUAUCCGAACUCCAUUCAGGAAUACAUACGACAGCUGCCUUCUAAUUUUCCCUACAGAGAUGAUAUCAUGUCCGUGAAUCCUACCUGCUUGGUCCUUAUUAUUCUUCUGUUUAUCAGCAUUAUCUUGACUUUUAAGGGUUACUUGAUUAGCUGUGUUUGGAACUGCUACCGAUACAUCAAUGGCAGGAACUCCUCUGAUGUCCUGGUUUAUGUUACCAGCAAUGACACUACGGUGCUGUUACCCCCUUACGAUGAUGCCACUGUGAAUGGCGCGUCCAAGGAGCCACCACCCCCUUAUGUGUCUGCCUAAACCUGAAAGUGGGGCAGAGCUGAGCGCAGCGGCUUGAUUUUCAGACGUCAGAGCAAUAGUUCUUUCAUUUCACUUCUGGGUUGAGUUCUCUGAGCUUAUUUGUUGCUGAAACGCUACAGUUUUAAAAUUUAGAUGUUCAGUUGAAUCCCUCUUUAGUUUUAAAGACACGCUUCAGCUAGAGCACUGUGAUAGACUCACUGUAGAAUUCUUUGUGUAGGGGUGGGGCGCAGCGGGCUUACCUAGUCUUCCCUGGUUUUCCCUAGACAUUGAAACUUCCCAGCAGUGUGGAUGAACCUGGAGUCAGAGAAGUCUGUACCUGCUGGGCCCCAGAGUCGGGGGGAAUUAGUCAUCCUUUUUCUCUGUCUUCCCUCUGUCUCUUUUCAAAGUGUAAAAUAAAAUCGAAAUUAGACGAUGCUUUUCUUAAGCCAUUCCAGUGUUUGAACAAACCCUUAUGGAACAGGAAUGUCAACUGUGUAAUCAUUGCUCUAAUUAGAUAAAUAGGAGUCCAUAUCUAUAUAAAUAAAACAAGAAUUUCCUUAAGAUUCUUUUUGACUUAAAGUCAGUGACAGUUUGUAUCUGCUGUUCAAGGAUUUUGUCCAUGGGCUAAAUUGACACCCUUCAGCAAUCCCAGCCAGUGACGGCAGCCGCUCUCCAAUGGCUGUUCUUGCACACCCCGUGUCGGGGGUCGUGGAGUGGCAUGUCCCAUCUGUGUUACAGAGGUGGAACUGAUUUGUUUAGUUUCGCAUGGUAUCUGGUGCUUCCUUCCUCCUGGCUUCCCAUCCCUACCCAGGACCCUUCUCGUUAAGUAUUUACCUAAUAGUAUGAAACAAAAUUUUCUUCUUCUCUCCCUGCAAGGAACAUCCUACUGUUUUGAGAUUCUGAGUAUGCCUUGUCAUCUUUGAAACAUAAGACGGUCUUCAGAAAAAUGAGGAGGGGUGCUUUUCUUGUGGAAUGCUCGUAUCUCGACUAUCUGAAGUUCAAGGGACUUUUAUACAUUUCAUAUAUUCAUAAGUCACAGUUCUCCCGUUUGUUCAUUGUUGAGUGUGCUGUAAAUGAAGGCUUUGCAAUUAAAGUGACAUUUGCCCACAUCUGAGAAAAUAACCUUUUGACUCUGUGGUCAUCGUACCUAGGGACCCUUCCCACCCACAUGUGGCCAUGCCGACACACGUAGUUUGGCCUGAGGAGGCAGCUUUACAGCUUGUUUCACACAUAUGUAUUUUUUAAUAUUUCGGUGCUGAUAAAAUCAGAGUAUCUUAGGCCAAGAGAAAUGGAGCCAAACUGACCCGAGCUUCUAACGUUCCUAAACCCCACCUCUGCCGAGCUCCACGUGCUCGGCUGUUUUGCGUAUGGUUGUUUAGGUCCAUGGUGUACUUUUAAUAAGCAGUUCAGAUUUUACUCCAUGCCAAGGGAGAUUAAAUGAGAGAGGUGGGAGGGGAGAUUUUUAUCCCUGAGAAUCAGCCUCGGUGAUUUCUCUUGGUAUAUCUCGUGAGUGUUCUUUAUAAACUCACCCUGAGAAAUGCUGUUCCUGGAAGCUUUGUGCCCAGAAGACUCACACUAAGUUAAUCAUAUUAAGAGGUGUUAGGAAUGGAAAAAGGCCUCUUGGCAGUUUCACUGACCCUCGAAGGCACGUGGCAUGUCACGGUGGUUUGCGUGUUCCUCCCUGUGAUUUUCCAGCUCUUUGUCUAAUGGUGGUGGUAUGAAAAAUGGCACACAUGGGCAGGCAGAGAGAAGUGCUGAUUUUGAGAGUCUGUGUAGGAGCCUCAGAGUGGAUCUUGUUCAGGUGACCCUCAGUCCACACCAUAGAGUAUCUCUUCGCUCUGAGCAUCCACGAUGGGGCUGGCUUUGCGGCCUUUGCUGCCUCACAGCAUCACCCAGGCUGCGUGAAAGCUGCCUCCAUACCUCUGCAGGGUAAGGAAUCGUCCUCCCAACUCCGCUGUGGGGAGGUUGUGAUGUUUGGACCCCACAGAGGGGCGCCUGGGUGGCUCAGUCAGUUAAGCAUUUGACUCAUGGGUUUUGGCUCAGGUCAUGAUCUCACGGUUCGUGAGACUGAACCCUGCGUCGGGCUGUGCACUGACAGCUUGGAGCCUGUUUGGGAUUCUCCGUCUCCCUCUCUCUGCCCCUACCCUGCACUCUCUCUCUCUCAAAAUAAACUUCGAAAAAUAAAAAUAAAAUGGCUCUAAAGAGCAGA
Panthera uncia (snow leopard) is the source of this 3081-nucleotide messenger RNA. RefSeq names its product lysosomal protein transmembrane 4 beta (gene LAPTM4B). Lineage: Eukaryota; Metazoa; Chordata; Mammalia; Carnivora; Felidae. The transcript is spliced from 7 exons. The record is from RefSeq and is a predicted model, not a curated record. Bases 213 to 893 code for a protein of 226 amino acids. Gene Ontology annotation, cellular component: lysosomal membrane.